CACAAGGGACAGCCUGCUGUCACACUCCACUUUUCUUAGUGUUCCAAACAGUAGAAAAUGUGCAGAAAAAAAGACAACUAAUACUACUCACCAGUCACGUCUUAAUAUAUACUACCAAAAUCUACCAAAAGAAAAAAAGAAAAAGAAAAAUUGCAGCACACCAUAGCCAUCUCUUUAUCUUUAAUUUGCUUCUUCAACGACCCAUUGCUUCAUACAUUCACCUCCAUUAUUAACCCUAGAACUGGAAAUCAAGCAGAUGGGUCUUCUUAUUUCCGGUUUUGGACAACUGGGUCGGGCAUAGAAUCUUUGUCUGGGGCUCCUUGAUCUGCUCCAGGGCCGUUCCCACUAAUUCAGCUCCCACAGCUUGUAUAGUUAGUGUAAAUGGUGGAUUGAUUGACUUGGUUUGACUCGGUUCCUCAACAUGGCUCGCCGUCAUGGCUGGCAACUCCCGGCUCACUCGUUCCAGGUUGUUGCUAUAACAGUUUUCUUCCUGCUCUCUGUUGCCUUCUACGCAUUUUUUGCUCCAUUCCUUGGAAAGGACCUCUACGAGUACAUAGCAACUGGUGUCUAUUCGUUCUUGGCACUUAGUGUAUUUAUCCUCUAUGCGAGAUGCACGGCCAUUGAUCCUGCUGAUCCUGGGAUUUUUGUUGUAGCUGAUAAAACAUCACCCUGUAGAUCACACAAUGAGAUGGAGUUACCCGGUGAUUCAUCUGCUAGAGAAGGGUCAAACAAGGGAGGACCCAGAAGUGGUGGAAAGUAUGAUAGGCAAGCUUCGGGUUGCUGUGGAAGAUUCUGUGGGUUCUUUUGUGGUUGUCUUGUGAUUGGCGAUUGCCGCAAAGAUGAGCAGCAGCAGCAAAACGGGGAGGAAGAGGCUUUGUUCUGCACAUUGUGCAACGCAGAGGUUCGCAAGUUCAGCAAGCACUGCAGAAGUUGUGACAAAUGUGUUGACGGAUUUGAUCAUCACUGCCGUUGGUUGAAUAAUUGCGUGGGAAGGAAAAAUUACUUCACAUUUGUAUGCCUUAUGGGAGCAAGCCUUAUUUGGCUUACCUUUGAAUGUGCCGUCGGCAUUGCUGUUAUAGUUAGAUGCUUUGCAUAUAAAAACGCUACAGAGUUUCAGAUUAGGGAUAGGCUUGGAGAUGGAUUCUCCCGACCACCAUUUGCUACUGUAGUGGCUCUAUGUACAGCAGUUUCGUUUCUUGCCACAGUGCCAUUAGGGGAAUUAUUCUUUUUCCACAUUAUUCUAAUACGCAAGGGUAUCACGACAUACGACUAUGUGGUUGCUAUGAGGGCCCAAAGCGAGGCUCCUGGACCCUCCGUAGAUGCGGGAGACCUGCAAAGUUUGCCGCCUUCAUCACCGACGAGCUCUGCUGUGACGGCCAUCAGUGGAAAGAGUUCUUUGGGAAUUGGCUUGCAAUAUAAGGGUUCUUGGUGUACUCCUCCAAGAAUCUUCAUGGAUCACCAGGACGAAAUUAUCCCUCAUCUAGAGCCAGGGCGUUUACCCUCGACGGUUGAUCCAGAUACCCUGGAAGCAGACAAGGAACGACAGCUACCGCAGCGCCAAGUGAGAAUCAGCGCAUGGAAGCUUGCGAAAUUAGACUCGAAAGAAGCAAUCAAAGCGGGUGUGAAGGCCCGAGCUUCGUCUUCUGUUUUACGCCCGGUUAGUUCUAGGAAUCAUCCCUACGAUGCUGAUACCUUAUCCAGCGUCAUGAGUGGUAAAAGCAGCCCGGCAAGCAGUAACCACGGAUACUUUGAGAGAAACGCUAAAGCCGAGACCUCGAGAUUAUCCCCUUCCCGGAGCUCAUACCCUCCCAGCCAAGCAAGCAGAGAAGACACCGAAACUUGCGGCCACAGCAUCAGCAACAUGAGCAGCCCUGUCCCAACGAACUUGACCACAUCGCCACUAGGCCACCGUUCUUCUAGCCGAGAUCAUUUCAACCCGAUGUAUCAAUCAUCAGCCGACCACUCGCCACCGUCCACGAAAGUAAGUGACACCAACGCUUUACCCCAUUUACCAGCUAGGAAGAACGGGUUGGGGGUUCUCGUUCCCGAGAACCCUAGGACAACGGUCGUCUGGGAUCAGGAGGCGGGGCGGUUCGUAUCCACUGCAACCAAAAGCGUGGCGUCUUCCUCCCAACAUUCUGGUGCCGGGACAGAGCUAACGUACACAGGCCAGUCGAUAUUCUUCGGGGGUCCCUUGUCAAACGAGCGGAUGAGAGGCGGCAGUGGCGGCACUGCAGCAGCAUCGUCUGCCGGUUCGCAGAGAAAUGCAGUGCCGAAUUACUUUCAGCAAGGAAGAUCACAAAGAGGAGGUCAGCUCCCUGUAUUUGUUCCUAGUGAUUCCCGGCAAGAUCCGUUUUCUUCCCGGUUGCAAUGACACUAGAAUCAGACAUUGAUUUUGCAGCUUUGGUUUCUCAAAAAAAAAAAAAAAAAAAUUGUUUCCCUCUGCUAGUCUACCUUCAACAGUAGUAAAUGGUCUCUCCGUCUCAUUUUAAAUGCUCGAUUCUGUUAAUAAUUAUCUAAUUUUACAAUUCUAACUUU
Ipomoea nil (Japanese morning glory) is the source of this 2538-nucleotide messenger RNA. Its product is annotated as protein S-acyltransferase 21. The coding region runs from base 422 to 2374 and encodes 650 amino acids. The transcript is spliced from 10 exons. Gene Ontology annotation, molecular function: protein-cysteine S-palmitoyltransferase activity. The record is from RefSeq and is a predicted model, not a curated record. Gene Ontology annotation, cellular component: endoplasmic reticulum; Golgi apparatus. NCBI's taxonomy places the organism in Eukaryota, Viridiplantae, Streptophyta, Magnoliopsida, Solanales, Convolvulaceae. Gene Ontology annotation, biological process: peptidyl-L-cysteine S-palmitoylation; protein targeting to membrane.